GAAGAAGAAGAAAAAUCUCCACAAAUACAAAUAUGAAAAAGUAUAAAUGAAUUAUUUUAUUAUAAUCUAAGUGAAUAUUUAAGAUUUCAACUAAAUAUUUCAACGGUUUAGUAAACACGGCUGCUGAUUUUUACACAGUCUUCCGUAAUGUGUACUUUAAACCAACAAAAAUGUUUAAACAAUCAUUUAAAUAUUAUAAGUCAAAAAAUCCACCACCUAAUUUGGAUGAUGUUCUCAAUUUAAAUAAGCCAGAGGAAUUAUUAGCAAAAUCCUUAAUAAAGCCUGUUGACGUAUAUUUUAAUAUAAACGAAGGGUCUCAUUAUGGUUUAAGAAAACCCAAUGAAUGGGAAGCUUAUGAAAUUGUAUCCAAAAGAGGCUUAAUUUUUAUCAAAAAUCCAUUUCUGCCAAGUGGUCAAAGGUAUUGGAUUAAAAAGAGCCUUAAAGAAUACUCCAAAAAGCCAAAUAAAUUAAACAUUGACCCCUUCAAUAUUGUGCCAAAUAAUACAGACUGGUGGGAUGUUAGCCAAACAGAUAAGAAAAUUUUAAUGAGUCUGCGAUGGGCUACUCUUGGGUAUCAUCACAAUUGGGAUUCUAAAAUAUAUUCGGAACAAAACAAAUCAGAAUUUCCUGUGGAUUUAAAACAUAUGACUGAAUAUGUAUCAAGCAAGUUAGGAUUCCUUAACUUCAGUGCAGAAGCAGCAAUUGUAAAUUAUUAUCAUCUUGAUUCAACACUUUCUGGUCACACUGAUCAUUCAGAGGAAAAUUUAGAAGCUCCAUUGUUUUCCUUUAGUUUUGGACAAAGUGCCAUAUUUUUACUUGGAGGAAAAACUGUAGAUGAGAAAGCUACUGCCAUAUUUUUACAUAGUGGAGAUAUUGUAAUAAUGAGCAAAGAUUCCAGGUUAUGCUAUCAUGGUGUUCCAAAAAUAAUGAAGUCUAACAAUGAAAUGUGGAAUGAGGAUAGUGACUAUGUCUUAGCUAAUGAAGACUUUUCAGUGCCUGAAGAUAUUUUAUGGAGGCCUUUUCAUGCUUAUUUAAAUGAUUCAAGAAUUAAUAUUAAUGUCAGGCAGGUUUUAGAUAUCGGUCAGUUAAGAUUAAACACAGAUGGGAUGUUAUAAGUUAUUGUUAUAUAUUAUGAUAGUUCUAUAAUUAUUGAAAGAUAUACAUUAA
Molecule: messenger RNA, 1167 nt
Organism: Diabrotica balteata
Lineage: Eukaryota; Metazoa; Arthropoda; Insecta; Coleoptera; Chrysomelidae
Source: the annotation of a GenBank genome assembly